CCCGCCCCUUCCACGAAGCUCGCGCACUGAAACGAGGAGCCGAAGCCCUGAAGCCAGGUACAGUGUGUCUCAACACUGUUAGGAUGCUGUAGCUUUCGCCACACAAUCUGCUGACUGUCGCGGCGUGGCCUUCAAAAGGUCAGAGUGAUGCUCCCAGCGGCUCUCUUGUGAUCUCUGUUGCUGCGGUUUCCACGGGAACGAGAAGGACGGUGGACAGAACGCAGUCAAGUCGCCAAAAGAUGACGUCGCUGUCGCCCACUCACAGUGACAGCAGCGGCUCCUCGAAGCAUGACAGUAACCAGUACUGUGUCUGUGUGUCCCUGCAGGACAGCUGGGAGAUUGUAGAGGGGCUCAGGGGGGCUCCAGCCAGCGUGCAGGAGCCCGACAGACAGGAGGGCCUCCUGCUCAAGAGAAGGAAGUGGCCCAUGAAGGGGUGGCACAAGAGGUACUUUGUGUUGGAGAAAGGCAUCCUGAAGUAUGCAAAGCGAGACGCUGAUCUGAAGAAGGGGAAGCUGCAUGGCCGCAUCGACGUCGGCCUCUCGGUCAUGUCAAUCAAGAAGAAAGCUAUGUGCAUCGACCUGGACACUGAGGAUAACAUCUAUCACUUAAAGGUGAAGUCUCCAGAGCUGUUUGAGGAGUGGGUGUCAAAGCUGCGUAAUCACCGCGUGUUUCGGCAGAACGAGAUUGCCGUGUAUCCCCAUGAGAGGCACCUCUUCCACCCACACGCCUCAUCCUCCCCCUCCCUCAGCGACUCCCUUAGAAAAAGGGCUACUCUGACAAAGCAGGCGUCAAUCCAGCAGGCGAAGGUCAAUUCUUGGCUCCAUUCCUCAGAGGACAUGGAUAAGUGCAGCAAAGACUUGGAAGAAUGUGAGUCGUACCUGCUGGAACUCAACCUACUGCUGAAGAGUAUGGAGGUCCUCCAUCGCACUUACUCAGCCCCAGCCAUUAGUGCACUACCAGGGUCUAAUUUUGACAUCCCCAAAAAGGAGAAGAGGCCAAGGAGAUGGAGAUCCAAAAACAACGGAAAAGAAACCAAAGCCACACUACAGGUCCCAAGCUGCAUCUCCUCCCAAUCUCCUCGCCUCCACGCCUCCAACCCGAACCUCUCCACCACGGAAUCGAACACUCAAGAAGUCUGUCCCGAGUCCCCAGACUCACCUACAGAUGUGUCCCGUUUACAGGAGGACUUCUGCCAGCUGGCCAACAACAUCCACGCCACACUGAAAUCAGCCUUUAGUUCCCUCGCAGCAGAAAAAGACAGACUGAGACAAACCCUGCAGGCCCCACAGCCGUCGCAGGUCAUGGGUCUGAAGAGCGCCUAUUCCUCAGUGAGUGUCUCUGUGAUUCAGAUAAUCAUGGGUCUGCAUCACACAUCACACAUGUCCUUUACAUUUUCACCAGGGAUCUGUUUCACCCACUUGGCUUGUUCUCAUUAUCAGGAAAGUCCAAGUGGAUCCCACUCUUUGGUUCACCAGGCGUCCAAUGAGAGCAGAGCAUCAAUCCCAGAGUCCAUCUCCGAGUUUUUUGAUGCUCAGGAGUACCUCCUCUCCUCUUCCUCCUCGGAGAAUGAAGUAUCUGACGACGACUCGUACAUCAGUGAUGUCAGUGACAGUGUUUCCAUGGAUACCUACAGCAAUGAGGGAGGAAGUGAGAGACACAACUCUGUUAGCAGCGUGGUGACCCUGGCUCGUCGGCGCUCCACACUGCCCUCUACCAGCCCGACCAGCAGCGUGAGCCUGUGGAACAUCCUGAAAAACAACAUCGGUAAGGACCUGUCCAAGGUGGCCAUGCCGGUGCAGCUCAAUGAGCCGCUCAACACCCUGCAGAGGCUGUGCGAGGAGAUGGAGUACAGCGAGCUGCUGGACACCGCCAACCAGACCCAUGAUCCCUACCAGCGCAUGGUGUAUGUUGCUACUUUUGCAGUAUCUGCAUAUGCGUCCUCCUACCACCGAGCAGGAAGUAAACCCUUUAACCCGGUCCUGGGAGAGACGUACGAGUGUGACCGGCCGGACAAAGGCUUCAGGUUUAUAGCUGAACAGGUGAGUCAUCACCCUCCUGUGUCAGCUUGUCACUCUGAUUCAAAGAACUUCAGCUUUUGGCAAGACGUCCGAUGGAAAAAUAAAUUCUGGGGCAAAUCCAUGGAAAUUGUUCCCAUGGGAACCACCCAUGUCACGCUACCUGCCUUCGGGGAACACUACGAAUGGAACAAAGUGACGUCCUGCAUCCAUAACAUCCUGAGCGGUCAGCGCUGGAUAGAACACUACGGAGAGAUGUCUAUCAAGAAUAUCAACAGUGAUGUUUGCCAGUGCAAAGUCACAUUUGUUAAGGCUAAAUCCUGGAGCUCUACGGUGAACGAGAUAGAGGGCGUGGUCACAGAUUCAAAUGGAAAAGUCGUGCACUCCAUUUUUGGAAAGUGGCACGAUUCCAUUUUUCAAGGAGACCCACCUGCGGCCACCUGUAUCUGGAGGACAAAUCCCAUGCCAGUGGACCAGGAGCAGUACUACGGAUUCACCCAGUACGCAGUGGAGCUGAAUGAGCUGGACCCCACCCUGAGACUUCUUCUGCCCCCCACAGACACACGCUUUAGACCGGACCAGAGGUUUCUGGAGGAGGGGAACACAGAAGGAGCUGAGGAGCAGAAACAACGAAUCGAGCAGCUCCAGAGGCAGAGGAGGAAAGUGCUGCAGGACAACAACAUGACCCACCAGCCACACUUCUUCAAGAAGUCUAAAGACGACACGUGGGUGAGCAACAACACGUACUGGGAGACCCGCAGAGACCCCGGCUUCAGUAAGACUGACUUCCCUGUGUUGUGGUGACCGUUGGAUUUAACCCAAUCUCUCCACCACAAUCUAUCAUAAAGAGGGAAGUAUAAAACUGAACUGAGACCAGUCUGCCAUGGUCCUGACCUGGUGAACAUAAAUCAGGAGAUGUCACGUUAACCUGAAUUUACAUGGAGUUCCUGCUUCCUCUUUCAGGACUGAGCGAAGCCUGUACAAUUCUUUUUCUUUUUUUCUUUCUGUUGUUUAUAAAAUUUUUCCACAGGUGCACAUUUUCUCCUCACAUUAUACUGACUUUUAUUUACACAGUAUCAGUGUAGACUGUAGAGGCAUAUCAUCAUGUUCUGUUGCAUCUCAGCAUUUACCAAAGUGCCUUUUAUUGCAGUGCCUCACUAAAUCUGCUGCUCUUGCAUUAAUGCAAAAAAAAAACAAAAAAAAACUUUUUAACCUUUUAGGAUGAUGUCAGUAUCACAUGUGGACCUCGCUGGAGAGUAAAGGAUCAGAUUUAGAAGUGGACUUGUUCUUUAGGUCCAAACCUGUUCAAGUAUUACUCCAUCAAUGCAGCAUCAUGAUCCGUGGAUGUUUCCAUGACUUCAACCAGUGUCUGACUGGAGGAUAUCGUUCUAAAAGAGGGACUUCAGCCUUUUUAUGCUGCCUUGUAAUAAUCCAUCAUGGCUGUCAUAGGACUGUAUACCAUGUUUGUCAAAACAGCAAUAAUAUUCCAUGUUUAAAGAAAAUAAUAAUAAACUGUACAAUGGAUGGACAAGUUA
Molecule: messenger RNA, 3550 nt
Organism: Labrus bergylta (ballan wrasse)
Lineage: Eukaryota; Metazoa; Chordata; Actinopteri; Labriformes; Labridae
Product: oxysterol-binding protein-related protein 3
Cellular component (GO): intracellular membrane-bounded organelle; membrane; cytosol
Molecular function (GO): cholesterol binding
Source: RefSeq, a predicted model, not a curated record